Molecule: messenger RNA, 1548 nt
Organism: Penicillium paradoxum
Lineage: Eukaryota; Fungi; Ascomycota; Eurotiomycetes; Eurotiales; Aspergillaceae
Product: cytochrome P450
Exons: 4
Coding region: 1-1548 (515 amino acids)
Molecular function (GO): monooxygenase activity; iron ion binding; heme binding
Source: RefSeq, a predicted model, not a curated record
AUGUUAGGUUACGAGCAUCAAGAUGCUGCCACAGCGCUUGGCUAUGCUCUUCUCCUAGCUCUACCGAUCUGGUAUUUGACUACCUAUCUGUCUUCUCCUCUGCGCCAUUUUCCCGGCCCGUUUCUUGCAGGUUGGACAUGUCUAUGGCGGAUGUUUCACGUUCGACAGGGCAAUUACCACGUGGUCAUUGAGAAAUUGCAUCAAAAGUACGGGCCGGUGGUGCGCCUUGGCCCUAACUUGAUCGACUUGGACUUUCCCGAGUUGAUCAAAACGAUCUACAACACCAAGGGAAACUAUUUGAAGACUGAGUUUUAUCAUGGCAGCAGCGCUAAAGGCCCCGACGGCAAAAUCAUCUAUAAUCUCUUCAGCGAGUGCAACCCCGCAAUCCAUGCACAGCAAAAGCGCCCUAUCUCGAAAUACUACUCCAUGAAUGGAGUACUUCCAUUGGAGGGCCAUAUCACUGAUAUGAUUGAGUAUUUCUGCCAACGUCUAGAGGAGCAAUUCAUCGACGGAUCCAACCCGACAAAAGUAUGCGACUUGGGUAAAUGGGUCAAUUUCUAUACCUGGGACGUGGUUGGCAAGGCUACUUUCAGCCAGGCCAUUGGAUACCUCGAGAAAGGCUAUGACUUUGACGGCACCCUGAGCACGGCAGAAACAGCUAUGGACUACUUUUCGAUUGUGGGACAAAUGCCAAUUCUAGACCACUGGCUGGACAAGAACCCCAUUUACCGAAUUGGACCCCCAGCCUUUGGAGGUAUCACCAAUAUUUCUAUUCAGCACCUGAUGGACAGAGUUCAGGGUAAAGACACCCACUACCAUGACGCUGCCAAGCCCGACUUCUUGGAUAAAUUCAUCGAGGCCAAGGAGAAUUUCCCGGACGUCGUGGAUGACAUGCAAAUCAUCUCGUAUCUCAUGAUCAACAUGAUUGCAGGAGCCGACACAACAGCCAUCACUAUAAAUGCGAUCAUCUACUUCUGCUUGAAGCAUCCUCGCGUCUGGGAACGUCUCAGAACCGAGAUUUCCAAGAGCCAAACCGACGAAACCAAGGUGGUAUCCUACAAAUCCGCCAGAGAGUUCCCAUACCUCGAAGCCGUGGUGCGUGAGGCAAUGCGAUACAAUCCCGGUGUGGCCAUGCCCCUCGAGCGCUACGUCCCAGAGGGCGGUCUCACCCUCCCGAAUGGAGAUUUCGUUCCCGCAGGCUCAAUCGUCGGUUUGAACCCUUAUGUCGUAUCGCGCAACAAGCCUACUUGGGGCGAGGAUGCCGAAGAGUUCCGUCCAGAGAGAUGGCUCCGUGAUGAGGCCCAUGAGACCGAGCAGGAAUUCCAAGAACGUCUGCAAGCAAUGAACAGUGCUGACUUCACCUUCGGCGCUGGAAGUCGAAUGUGUACUGGCAAGCAUUUUGCCACUCUGCAGAUAUACAAGGUGAUUGCGACUCUUGUCUCACGCUACGAUAUCAAGCUGGCUCAUCCGGAGAAAGAGUGGAAGACACACAAUAGUCUUUUUGUGCGCCAGACUGGUAUUGAUGUGCAUCUUGCUCACCGCAUCUGA